GACGAAUUCGCGACCGCCGGCUGUGAAUGCGGCAGCGGCCGAAACGCCAAAAACCAAGGAGGAACGCGUUGAGGACCUGGAGGACUUACAACCGGCACCUUCAGCAGGGCCUGAUGAGCGCAUCUCCACAACGAGGAUGCCCUCGCUGAAGCAGACUGAAGUGGCCACUGAGGGCCUAUCCACGUCCUCAAGACAAGCAUCUCCCGCCGCUGUGGAGCCGUCUUCGGAAGAGCAGAGGCCAACGAAGGUGCGCUCUCGAGAGAGUGACAGCCACGGGAGCCUCGAAAGCGCUUCCCCGGAGCGCGAACGGCGCCACACACACUUUGUGGGCGCAGGUCCACAAAAAAGUCAAAGUCCGCCCACCAGCAGGAGUGGCAGUCG
Molecule: messenger RNA, 381 nt
Organism: Cladocopium goreaui
Lineage: Eukaryota; Dinophyceae; Suessiales; Symbiodiniaceae
Source: the annotation of a GenBank genome assembly